Messenger RNA from Acyrthosiphon pisum (pea aphid), 1167 nucleotides. RefSeq names its product craniofacial development protein 2-like. Bases 314 to 886 code for a protein of 190 amino acids. The transcript has 2 exons. The record is from RefSeq and is a predicted model, not a curated record. Lineage: Eukaryota; Metazoa; Arthropoda; Insecta; Hemiptera; Aphididae.
UCCAACUUUCUGUGCUGCUUUCUCCAGCCGAUUUAAAAGGCGUAGGGUAAGUGGUGCCCCCAUCGCCCAGUAUACCAUUGGUAUAUUGCAGCAACCAUACCCUGACCUUAACUGGUUGGGGUAUUCUGGCCCCCCAGGUUGGGGGUUUCGCACAGGGCCAACAACCCUGCCUAGUAAAAGAGAUCUUGUUCAGGACUCAUACAACAAGCCUCGGACUAGAGUACAUGGUAAAACGAUUGGAAACUGGAAAACGGAACUGCUGUGCGGUACGUGGAAUGUGCGAUCUUUGCACACACCAGGUGCGGCUUUGGACAUGGUUAAGGAAUUAGAAAAAUACGGAAUGAAGUGCGUAUCACUUCAAGAAAUCAGAUGGAAAGACGCCGGGACAACCAAAAUAUCACAAACAACCAUCUUCAACGGAGAGUGUGAAAAGGGUCAUAGACUGGGAACCGGUUUUGCAGUACACGAAUCUAUUAUACAUUUAGUAAAAGAGUUUAGAGAUAUAAACCCUAGAAUUGCAACUUUAACCCUUAAAACAGAUAAUUUUUACAUGGUGAUAAUUAACGUGCAUGCACCAACAGACGAUAUGGAAGAGGAAGAAAAAGAGAUGUUCUAUGCAGCACUAGAAGAUACGUUUAACCAGUCGAUUGAAGAUAUAAGAUUAGUAUUGGGUGAUUUUAAUGCGAAGAUAGGACGUGAAGAAGUCUACAGAUCGACUAUUGGAAGCCAUAUCCCACAUACAAACACAAAUGAUAACGGUAUCAAACUAAUUGACUUUGCUUUAGGAAAAGAGAUGAUGGUUAAAUGUUCCCACGAAAAGACAUACAUAAAUAUACAUGGAUCUCGCCGAAUGGGAGACAUAAAAACCAAAUUGACCACGUCCUAAUAAAUGAUAGAUUCAAAAAUAGUAUUCUGAAUAUAAGAACUUUACAGGGAGCUGAUAUGGACUCGGACCACUUACUGGUUGGUAUAUGGAUGAGUGUAAAAAUUAAGAAAUAUAAGAAAUGUAAUCUAACGAAGAGAGGACGAACUGAUAUAGUUAAGUUAACGGAUAAACAAAUAUGUAAGGAAUAUUAUGCAGAAAGCUUUCAAAAUAUUAUUAAAAAUAAACAACUAGAUGUAAAAUAAAAUGUAGAUAAAACAUGGGAACUUGUUAAAGAAAGUAUA